AUGUCAUCACUAACGGACAGCAGUGCUGAUUCAACAUCCAGUUCCUCUCGGGACAACACCUCUCGCCAUUUUGUUGGUACCUAUUGGACUCUACUCAUUCAUCAACUCAAAAUUGCAAAACGCCAAUUACUCGAAAAUGAAAAAUCUCGGAAAUUGCUUCAACAAACAAAAGAAUUCUAUGCCUUUGCUCUUGAAUUCUCCAAACAAGAUUUAAUUCAAUUCCUACAGGAUCGUAUGAAAAUUGUAUUCUAUUGUUUUAUUGCUGGAUUAUUGAUUGGAUUUUUCCUUUUGAGUCAUUCUCAUGCCAACCUUUCACAACAACAAGAACCACACUCCUCCCAUCCUCGCAAUUCCUUUUCAUUUCCAUUGCCAGAAGGUUUCCAUCCCGAUACAACCUCUCAACAUGAUUUGAAUUUACUGAGACACUUUUUUAUGGUGUCAUCUCGAUCGUUAUUGAGCUAUGAGGGUGGAAACAUUGAUGCUUUUGAUUCCAAAGUAUUGAAAAGUUCAAAUCUUGCCAUUGCCACAUCAGGAAUGACCAUCCAAAACUUGGAUCCUACUUUGUUUUUCAAGAAUUUUACUCUGAAAAGUAAACCGUUACUAUUGGAGAAGGCAUGUGCAGGAUGGAAAGCAAAGAGAGAAUGGACCAAUAUACAGUAUUUACAAUCUAGUGUGGAUGCAUCCACUCAAAUACUUGUUGAAAAAAGUAAGAACGACUUGAUCUAUGGAACAGUCGUUCCAGGACAAACCACUCAAUUUGAAACCACUAAUUUUCAAACCUUUUGGAGCAAGUGGUGGUUGAAAAAGCAUCGAGUGGCUCUUAUUGAAAAUAUCAAGCAUUUCAAACAGUUACAACAUGACAUUCCUAAAUGGCCAUUCCUUUUUUCGAAUGGAUUUUAUUCACACAUUUCCACACACUUGAUCAUGAUGAGUCAUGAAUUGGCAACUCGAUUGAAAUUGAACCUUUAUGAAACAUUGCAUUGCCAAUUCGUUGGAUCUUCAUCCUUCUUACUCUAUGAUCCAUUUCAACUCGAUUUACUCUACUCGAAUCAACAAAAUCCCCUUCACAUUGAAUUUAAUCCUUAUCAUCCAGACUUUGAAUUACAUCCUCUCUCUAAAUUUGCGAGAUCAUUACAUGCAGAAUUGAAAGAAGGAGAUUGUCUUUUCAUUCCAUCCUUUUGGAUUUAUUCACACAAGACGCACUCACACAACCAACAGGAUGAUGCGACGAGUUUGAAUAUUGGAGUUCAAUAUCAAUAUUCACCAGUGAGUACAGCUCAACGUGUGGCUUUUGAAUCGGUUCGACAAUAA
Molecule: messenger RNA, 1311 nt
Organism: Naegleria fowleri
Lineage: Eukaryota; Heterolobosea; Eutetramitea; Acrasida; Naegleriidae
Exons: 5
Coding region: 1-1311 (436 amino acids)
Molecular function (GO): 2-oxoglutarate-dependent dioxygenase activity
Source: RefSeq, a predicted model, not a curated record